AUGACCGACGCGAAUAUCUCAAAAACUGACCUCGAAAAUGUCUGUCAAGCAUUAGGAAUUGCUACAGAUGGUGUAAAGGCAGACUUAAUCCAAAGAAUAAGAAGAUGUCUCAAGGGAAAGAACCAUGCAGAUAGCUGUAACACAGAGGGAAAUGGUAGAGAGGAAGAUGAAGAUACGAACACUGUAGUUCAUGACAAUUACUCUGAUACAUCUGAAAUAGGCGACCUGAACCAGCAAGCAAGAACUCUAAAGGAGUUAGCACAUCUGUCACGUAAAGGAAUAGAAUUAUCCGACGCAUCAACAAGCCAAUUAGAAAAAGAACAGUCAGUGACAUUUGAGAAUAACAGAGGGGAACCAAAGUUAAACAUAAUAAAUAAUAGAAAAUGCUCAUUGACAAAUGAUAAGGAAACCAAAUCUAAAGAUGGCAAAUUAUUAACAGAGUUUAAAAGGUUGAAAAACGCUAUGUUGACAAUUAAUGACAAGUUGAAUACUGUAACGGCACAAGUACAUGAUACUAAACAGAGAGUGAAAGAAUUGGAUCUAGCAAUGGAAUCACGAAGCACAACUGAGGUGGUCGAUCACAUCAAUAAUGCACGAGAACUUGCAGCCAGCCGUAUGUUUACAUUAAGAGUAGCAGAAGAAUAUGGCUGGAAUAUUGCAUCAGCUUUACCUGAUACACAAGAUGAUUGGAUGAAAGGAAAGAAUUCAUUGAUCGAAAAAGCCAAAAUCUUGUAG
This is a messenger RNA of Acaulospora morrowiae, 735 nucleotides long. NCBI's taxonomy places the organism in Eukaryota, Fungi, Glomeromycota, Glomeromycetes, Diversisporales, Acaulosporaceae. The record is from the annotation of a GenBank genome assembly.